AUGGCCAAAUCAUCUGUCAAGAAAGCUUCCAAGAAAGAAGAAAAGCCUGCUGCUGUUGUAGAAACUUCCUCAGACAGUGAAUCUGAAUCUUCUGAUGACUCCUCUGUCAAAUCUAGUGAAGAAAACGCCGUAGAUCAAGACUCUAGUGAUGACUCCUCUUCUUCUGCUGAUUCCUCUGACGAUGAUAAGGAAGAAAGCGAUGUAGAAGACUCUAGUGAUGAAUCUUCUGAUAGUGAUGAUUCCUCUGAAGAAGGAGAAGAAGAAGUAGAAGAAACCAAAAACAACAAGCGUUCUGCCUCUGAAGAAGAAAAUGAAGAAGAAGAAGAAGAAGAACAAGCCCCCAAACGAGCCAAGGUAGAAAUCAGCAAGGAACCUAAACCUCAAUUUGGUGCUUCUGGACUUUCAUUAUUUGUUGGACAAUUGGACUGGAAUUGUACUGAAGAACAACUCCGAGAAUUCUUUGAAGAUAAUGGUAAGAAGGUACAAUCCAUUCGCAUGUCCUUGGAUCGCAAUGCUCCUUCUGGUGUCAAACGCAAUCGUGGCUUUGGUUAUGUGGAUUUUGCCAAUAAGAAAGAUAUGGAUGAUGCUCUUACUUUGAAUGGUGUUGAAUUCCAAGGUCGUAAUAUUCGUUUGGAUGUAGCCACCCCUGCUACUCCCCGCCGCAAGGAUGAAAACUAUAGUCCAAAGACCAACACUGUGUUUGUCGCCAACAUUAGUCGUGAUCUGGAUGAAGCCGGUCUUCGUGAAGCCUUUGAAUCUUUUGGUAACAUUGUAGAAGUACGUCUUCCCAUCGAUAGAGCUACUGAACAAAUUCGUGGUAUUGGUUAUAUUCAAUUCGAAACUGAUGAUCAAGCUGAAAAGGCCGUCAAGGAAAUGAAUGGUGUUAGUGUCAAUGGUCGUCCCAUCCGUACUGAUUUUGGUGGUCAACCUGAUGGUGAUCGUUCUCGAUUCAACAAGGAGCGUGGUGGUUUCCGAGGUGGUCGCGGUGGUCGUGGUGGUAACCGUGGUGGUAACCGUGGUGGUCCCCGAGGCGGCUUCCGAGGUAAAUAG
Messenger RNA from Halteromyces radiatus, 1050 nucleotides. RefSeq lists its product as uncharacterized. The coding region runs from base 1 to 1050 and encodes 349 amino acids. The transcript has 2 exons. The record is from RefSeq and is a predicted model, not a curated record. Lineage: Eukaryota; Fungi; Mucoromycota; Mucoromycetes; Mucorales; Cunninghamellaceae. Gene Ontology annotation, molecular function: RNA binding.